Molecule: messenger RNA, 2751 nt
Organism: Callithrix jacchus (white-tufted-ear marmoset)
Lineage: Eukaryota; Metazoa; Chordata; Mammalia; Primates; Cebidae
Gene: GGN
Product: gametogenetin
Biological process (GO): gamete generation; double-strand break repair
Molecular function (GO): ubiquitin protein ligase binding
Source: RefSeq, a predicted model, not a curated record
AUGGGGAACAUGCAGUCGGAGCCGUCCGCGGGCGGGGGCUCCCGAAAAGAGCAGGCCUCGGACCGCACCCCCGACUCCCGCCGGACGUCCCUGGUGGAGCCCGAGGUGACCUCCCAAGCCAUGCGCCUGACUCGCGGGCUGGGCGUCUGGUUUCCUGGCAGCUCCACAACCCGGCGCCUCCUGGUACCCAGGGAGUCCCAGGCCUCACCCUCGACCCUGCCCCUCACCUUAGAACGGCCCUCUCCAGUGAUGCCCCCUCCUGAAGAGGCGGCCGCGGUCUCAGCACCAUCCCUGGCCCCCGCGGGGACCUUGCUGCCCGGCCCGUCUAAGUGGCAAAGGCCCGCGGGCACUCCAGCGCCCCGGAGCCGCCGCCUGCUGGAGGCAAGCCAUCGCGGCCAGGGCGACCCUCCGAGCCUCCGCUCGCUGCCGCCGAAGUCGCCACCGCCACCGCCACCACCUCGGCAACUAUCCAUGAAGGACACUGUCCCGAGGGCUCCAUCCCAAUCUCCACCUUCCCUGGAGCCGUGGAAACCGCCACCACCAUUACUUUCCGAAUGGCAGCCCGCAGACCGUAGAAUCACUCCUGCUCUGUCCACACCCACCUCGACCCCCACAGAAAGCCAGGCUGGGCCCGGCAGCCAGGGCCAGACGGCCGGUAGGGCUCGCGGAGGGACGCCUCCCCAAGCGGGCGAAGGUGAAAUGGUCCGGCCUGCGGCUUCCGAGUCCAGCGUGAGCCUGCUGUGCAAAGUCACCUUCAAGUCCGGGCCCUCUUUAGCCCCUCCGGCAGCCUCGAGUUCCUUAGCAGCCAAAGCUUCGCUCCGGGGCGGCGGAGGCGGCGGCUUCUUUGCUGCCUCAGGUGCCAUCUCUUACGCUGAGGUCCUGAGGCAAGCGCCCCUGCCUCCUGGAGCCGCUCGCCCCUUGGGAGAGGUUCCGCGAGGGGCACAGGAAGCCGAGGGAGGCGAUGGAGACGGCGAAGGGUGCUCUGGCCCUCCCUCGGCGCCUGCGUCCCAAGCCCGGGCCCCACCGCCGCCACCCUACACCACCUUCCCAGGCUCGAAGCCCAAAUUCGACUGGGUGAGCGCUCCCGACGGCCCUGAAAGCCACUUCCGCUUCAACGGGGCUGGCGGAGGCGUCGGGGCGCCACGACGGCGCGCAGCCUCAGCAGCCGCACUCUCUGGGCCCUGGGCCUCCUCUCCGCCACCACCAGGGCAGAUGCACUCAGCUCCCGAGCCCCGGAGGCCGGCACCUGCCCUGCUGGCGCCGCCUAUGUUCAUCUUUCCGGCACCCACCAAAGUCAAGCCCGUGCGCCCAGGGCCUCCAGGCCUGCAGGAGUUACCACCAAUGCCGCCGCCCACGCCGCCGCCCGCGCUGCCGCCCACACCGCCGGCCGCAUCGCCGCCGCCCACACCGCAGCCACCUGCGCUCCAGCCAACGCCGUUGCCGGUGGCUCCCUCACCCACCCCAGGUCCGGGCCACGCAGAGUCAGCCCUGGCUCCCACCCCAGGCCGGGGCCACGCAGAAUCAGCCCUGGCUCCCACCCUGGCCCCUGCUCUGCCCCCAGCCUUAGCCGCCGACCAGACUCCGGCCCUGGACCCAGCCCCAUCACUGGCUCCAGCUCCCACCAUGGCUGAGCCCUCGCUGCCCACGCCCGCGGAUGCGCCCAAGUCCCGCACGCGCAGGAACAAGGGUUCCCGUGCAGCCCGGGGCACGACCCGUGAGGAUGGCUUGCCUGGAGAUGGUCCUCGCGAACGAGCUACAGCUACUGUGCCUGACAGCGGCGGUGGAGGGGGUGGUGGCAGCGGGGCCUCUCAGGCUGGAUCAGCUAACACCAGCGCUGCGCGCCACUGGCCGCCCUUCCAGGUGCUUAACUCCUGUCCCUGCAAGUGUUACUGCCGCCACCAGCCACGCCAUCGCCGCCUGCCACGCAACGUCUCUGCCUGGCUGAGCACACCCACCAACCACCUGAGCAAGCCGCCCUGGGUUGCCACCAUCAAGCUGGCCGGCUCCUUGGUGGCUGAGCUGCAGCACUACGACCUGCAGACCACCCAUUCCAACUGAGUGUAGUCGGGCCAAUGACUUCCACCUUCCUCUCCAUGCCAAUAAAAUAACCAAUCCAGAUGCCAGCAGCUUGUCAAUCACUCGCCAAGGGCUGGAGGGGUAGGAUGCAGCAGGGUCGCCAUUAAAGCACAUCUUGGAAACCAUCAGGAGGCCAGACCAGAGCAGCAGCAACUGAGGUUCCAUUCAUCCAGCACCCAGACUGAUGGGCCCAGGGCAGGAUCUCAUUCCCCUUCAUCCAGAAGCCCCAAUUCUGAGCUGACCUGGUACCAAGCUCGGAGGCUCAGCACAAACCACUUGGCAAAGGAGUGAUCAUUCCCAUUUUACAGUUGGGAAAACUGACUCUGGAAGACUUGACAUUUCCACAUCCCACAAGGGAUUCAGCCAGAUUUGGACCCCACGCCUGGAACACUUUUCCAAGAAUUUCAAGGCAGGAAACCUAGGCUGGUGGGUGUUCAAGGAGGUCCUCAAUCACUGCGCUGGCUCAGGGAGAGUGGGACCCAUGACAAACCCACACCUUUUGUUCCACAAAGGGCUCAAACUGGCAGCCCACAGAUGGGUUCCAUUUCACAUGUCAUUUGAAAAAUUGUUUAAUCCAUUGCCAACAUUUUUUUCUUUUUAAUGGGACACUUCACCCCUUUUGUUGAAAAACUCCGGUACCCUGGCCCAGCAUUCCUGUGUCCACAGCUGGCUAGA